AGUUCGUGAGGAAGAAGAUGGCAGCUGAAUUUGUGCUCACUUUCGCUGCUGAGGGGAUUCUGACCAAGGUGCUCUCUUCACUUGCCGCUAACAAAAUUGCUCUUUCAUGGGGGUUCCACACCGAACUGGAGAAGCUCAGACAGUCCUUAUCCACCGUUCAAGAUUUCUUAGGCAGCGCUGCGGAUCAGAGACUAGAUGGUCGGGGCAAGGCAGUAGAGAAUUGGGUCAAGAAACUUAAACAGGUAGCUGAAGACGCAGAUGAUGUUUUGGAUGAGUUCGAGUAUGAACUUCUCCGACAACAAGUGGAGCUGCGAAACCACAUGGAGAGAAAGGUACUCAACUUCUUUUCUGCCUCCAAUCCUCUCUGGUUUCGUUUCAAUAUGGCGCAUAAGAUUAAGAAGAUCAAUGAUUCUCUGGUGGACCUUAAGAAUGAGGCACCUUCAAUCAACUUGGUUGCCAAAAAAGGAGAUUCAAGGCAACGACCAGAUCGAGAGCAAACUGAUUCAUUUUUUGAGAAUGGUGAAAAAGAAAAAGUUGUUGGAAGGGAAGACGCUGUGACAAAGAUAGUUACGACGUUGAUCAGCUCCGACAAUCAGCAGAAAAAUCUUUCAGUUAUGGCCAUUGUGGGAAUGGCUGGACUGGGGAAGACGACUCUGGCUAAAUCAGUGUACAAUGAACCUGCCAUAUGUACACACUUCGAUAAAAGAAUAUGGGUGUGUGUGUCAAACACUUUUGAAGUGGAUACGAUUUUAAGUCAGAUGGUAGAAGAGAUAACAGGGAAGAGAUAUGUUCUGGUGCUCGAUGAUGUUUGGAAUGAGGAGAGGGAAAAGUGGGAUAGCUUGAUGAGUUGUUUGUCAAAGCUGAAUUCUAAUCCCGGAAGCUGCAUUAUCGUCACCACCCGUAGCACCAAUGUGUCAACAAUUGCUGAAACACUCGCCAGACCUGAGUUGAGAAAUCUAUCAAAGGAUGAUUGUUGGUCCAUUAUAAAGCAAAGAGCUUUAAAUUUAGACGAAAAUGGUUUCAUUGAUGCAGAACUAGAAAGAAUUGGGAGGGCGAUUGCUGAGAAGUGUGGAGGGGUACCCUUGGUUGCAAAGGUUUUGGGAAGCCUACUGCGCUCAAGAGCUAGUGAAGUUGCUGAAUGGUCAUCAAUUCGAGACAAUAGAUUAUGGGAACUACCUGAAGGGGAGGACAAGAUCAUGAAGGUAUUGAAGUUGAGUUUUGAUAAUCUGGAGCCAUCGCCUUUGAAACAAUGUUUUGCAUAUUGCUCAAUGUUGGGAAAAGAUUUUGAAAUUGAAAGAGAUAAUUUGAUCCAGCUUUGGAUGGCUCAAGGAUUACUCCAGACUUCAACUGUGGAAAAUCAUCAUGAGAUGGAGCAUACUGGCAAAGUAUAUUUUAACAUUCUACUAAACAAUUCCUUAUUUCAAGAGGUAAUUGAAGGAGGCACUAUUACGAAGUACACAAUGCACGAUCUUGUGCAUGAUCUUGCAGAAAAAGUGUCCAAAAGUGAGCGCUUGACACAGGAGUUGAAUGAUGAUGUUCGACAUGUUGCACGUAGUCGACCUCCUUCAACACUAGAAAACAUGUCAGAAGUAACUGUUGGGAGAUUGCGCUCACUAUUUUCAAAUGACCAGGUCCCCGAAAUCAUUUUCUCCAAGUUCAAAGCAAUGCGGGUCUUAAGUUUAGAUACAUCAGAUAUAGAAGAGUUGCCAAAUUCAUUUGGCAAGCUGAAGCACUUGAGAUAUCUAGACCUCUCAAAAACAAGAAUCAAAGCGCUUCCCAAGUCAAUUGGCAAGCUCUAUAACCUUCAAACAUUGCGAAUGCAGAAUUGUGAUUUGAACAAGCUUCCAAUGGAGAUGCAAAACUUGAUCAACUUGAGGCAUCUUUAUGUUGAUGAGAAGAUAGAAUUUCCGGCUGGAAUGUUCAGGGGACUAACUAAUCUCCAGACAUUGUCUUGCUUUAAUGUGGGCAAGGAGAUGGGUUGUAGAAUUGAGGAAUUGGGUGGCUUGAACCAACUGAAGGGUAUGUUAACCAUUCGUAAUCUGAAAAAUGUAAGGGAUGAGGCGGAAGCGAAGCAGGCAAAAUUAGAAGAGAAGAAAAAUGUAGUGGAGUUAAGAUUGGUCUUCUCUGGAUGGACUUUACCCAGCAACAUCAAUGAUGAGAAUGUACUCGAAGGACUCGAACCACACACUGAGUUGGAAACCUUAAGCAUUAAAGACUUCAUGGGUGAUAGAUUUCCUUCAUGGAUGAUGAGAGUCCCUUUGCCUCUCAACAAUUUGAAGAAGCUCGUCCUAACUUUCUGCGGCAAAUGUGGAGAACUCCCGAUACUAGGCCAUCUACCGUUCCUUAGAGAUGUGGAGAUAAAUGGUAUGCAUAACCUAAAACGCUUUGGAAGUGAAAUUUAUGGUUAUGACCUUGUUUACGAGGCUACACGAGAGAAGGAGACGAUAGUCUUAUUUCCAGCACUAAAAACAUUAAGCAUUCGCGGGUGCGAUGAGCUAAUGGAAUGGAUGGAAGCACCCACAACGACGAUGACAAAAGUAGAGGUGUUCCCUUGCUUGGAGGAGUUGACGAUACUAUGUUGUCCAAGAAUUGGGUUCAUUCCAAUUCCCUGCAGCAUGGCAUCCCUCCGCAAACUGCGGAUUCAAGGCUGUAAUGCAUUAUCUAGUAUUGGCCAACUCGAUCAUUGCACCUCUCUACAGGAACUGUGGAUUUAUAGCUGUAAUGCAUUAUCUAGUAUUGGCCAACUCGAUCAUUGCACCUCUCUACAGGAAUUGGAGAUUAACAGGUGUAAUGCAUUAUCUAGUAUUGGCCUAGAGGGCCUUUCAUCCCUCCGCGAACUGCGGAUUGAAAGGUGUGAUGCAUUAUCUGGUAUUGGCCUAGAGGGCCUCUCUUCCCUCCGCGAACUGCGGAUUGACAGAUGUAAUGCAUUAUCUAGUAUUGGCCUAACAUCCUCACAGGGCCUUCCAUCUCUCCGGAAAUUGAUUAUUGAAUGUUGUUAUGGAUUAUCAGCCCUACCGAGCGGGAUUGAAAACUGCACCUCUCUUGAGCUAUUACAUGUAUCAAGUUGCGCAAAUCUAGCGACCAUUUCGUUUACACGAGUCCUCCCAUCCCUCCGUAGAUUGCAAGUUCACUUCUGCAAUAAUCUGUCUUGCUUGGAAUACUUCCCCUCGCUUCAGGAGUUGAGUGUAAGCACAUCCCUUCGUAGAUUGGAGGUUUGGUAUUGUGGCAAAUUGAAGUUUCUACCGACAGGGCUGAGCUGCCUCGCUCGUCUGGAGGACUUGCGGUUAGGUCCUUUCUGGGAGGACCUCGACUCUUUCCCUGAUUUUCAAGUUCCAUCCCAACAACUUGUCUCAUUAGAGUUGAACGGGUGGCCUAAGCUCAAGUCUCUUCCUCAACAAGUUCAACACUUGACUUCGCUUACAAGUUUGACUAUACGUUAUUUCAAAGGAGUGGAGGCUUUACCAGAGUGGCUGGGCAACCUUGCAUCUCUCGUGAAGCUGAGUAUUUAUUACUGUGAUUAUCUCAAGUAUCUACCUUCUCUCGAAGCAAUGCAACGCCUCACCAAAUUACAGGUUCUAAAUGUUUAUGGUUGUCCACUUCUACAACAAAGAUGCACCAAGGACACCGGCGAAGAAUGGCCCAAGAUUUCUCACAUUCCACGUAUCCAAAUUCCUUGAAGAUUUGAAGCCAUGCAAUGCCUAAGUACCCACGUUUUGAUGGACAUGGCUUUCAUGUUUCAAGAGAAAGAUGUACGUACCUGGCUUUGUGGGAGUCUCGUGUUGAGCAAAUUUAAUCACUUCUCCUCUCUAAAAGCCGAGCUCUAUUAUGUGCUCAAAUGGAAGAACAAGUAGUCCAACUGAUACGCACUAGGUGUGCAAACUGCGUUUGCUAUCUGCUGCUGCUGGAACAGACUUCUGUUACACUUGUCAGUUGUGCACUCUCUUGGUGUUUCUCAUGGGGAUGCUUGAACUAUAAUGAAUGGAGCACAUAAGCUUUGCAGUUAGGUACUGUGAGCUUGUUUGGGAACAACCCAAGUAUGAUUAGUAGCGUAUUGCAAGCCUCAUGGUGCUUCCAUAUUUAUAAGAUUCCUUUUGGUGGUAUGAUCUUGUUGUGAAUUAUGGUAGUGAUGUAGAGGAAUUUUAACUGAAAGAUCAAAAGCUUGUAAGCUUUGGGUGUAAUUGGCGUUUUUCCGUUUUGGGUGUAAGCAGAUGAUGAAUGUACAAGCGUGAUGAUUAGCUUUGGUUCU
This is a messenger RNA of Fragaria vesca subsp. vesca, 4246 nucleotides long. RefSeq names its product putative disease resistance protein RGA3-like. NCBI's taxonomy places the organism in Eukaryota, Viridiplantae, Streptophyta, Magnoliopsida, Rosales, Rosaceae. Gene Ontology annotation, biological process: defense response to other organism. The record is from RefSeq and is a predicted model, not a curated record. The coding region runs from base 18 to 3677 and encodes 1219 amino acids. The transcript is spliced from 4 exons. Gene Ontology annotation, molecular function: ADP binding.